CAGCUCACCCGGCUGCGAGCACCAUGGCGGAGGAGGUGAGGCAGGAGGAAUCGUACCGCGUGGCGCGGUCCCCGACCCCCCGGGCGCGCCCAGGCCCCCAGCAGGGCGCCGAGGCCCCACCGCGCCUCUCCGGCCAGUAGGCGCCCCCAGCCCGGCCGGAGCCCCCGCUCCACCCCCGCGACCCCGGCCCGGGCGAGCCCGGGCUCCCCUUAGGCCCAGCGCGGUGCCGGGGUCAGCCAGUUUCUCGGGUCUCGGGACAGGUGAACACCCUCAUGAAGGCCACGGUCCUGAUGCGGCAGCCCGGGCGGGUGCAGGAGAUCGUGGGCGCCCUCCGCAGGGGCGGGCGAGACCGCUUACAGGUCAUUUCUGAUUUUGACAUGACCUUGAGCAGGUUUGCAUAUAAUGGAAAGCGAUGCCCUUCUUCCUACAAUAUUCUGGAUAACAGCAAGAUCAUCAGUGAGGAGUGCCGGAAAGAGCUGAACAAGCUCCUUCACCACUAUUACCCAAUUGAGAUUGACCCACACCGGACCAUCAAAGAGAAGUUACCUCAUAUGGUGGAAUGGUGGACCAAAGCACAUGAUCUCCUGUGUGAGCAGAAGAUUCAGAAGUCUCAGAUAGCCCAGGUGGUUAGCGAGUCCAAUGCAAUGCUUAGGGACGGAUACAAGGCGUUCUUCAACACCCUCUACCAAAAUAACAUCCCCCUUUUCAUCUUCUCCGCGGGUAUUGGUGAUAUCCUGGAAGAAAUUAUCCGGCAGAUGAAAGUGUUUCAUCCCAACAUCCACAUUGUGUCUAACUACAUGGAUUUUGACGAAGAUGGCUUCCUACAGGGAUUCAAGGGCCAGCUUAUACACACAUACAACAAGAACAGCUCCGUGUGCGAGAACUCCGGUUACUUCCAGCAGCUUCAGGGUAAAACCAACAUCCUCCUGCUGGGAGACUCCAUGGGGGACCUCACCAUGGCCGAUGGGGUUCCUGAUGUGGAGAACAUUCUCAAGAUUGGCUUCCUAAACGAUAAGGUGGAGGAGCGGCGGGACCGCUACAUGGACGCGUAUGACAUUGUGCUGGAGAAGGACGAGACGCUGGACGUGGUCAAUGGACUGCUGCAGCAAAUCCUGCACCAGGGGCGUGUGGAGAUGCAGGGCCUCUGAGUGCGCAGGCGCAGGGCCGGUCUCUGCAGGCCUUGGCGAGGAGGGGGGGCUGUGUGGAGAUGCAGAGCCUCUGAGUGCGCAGGCACAGGGCCGGUCUCUGCAGGCCUGGCGAGGAGGGGCCUGCCCGCUGUGAGCCUGGGGUGUGCCGAGGACAGACAGUCCGAGAAUCCACGGCUGCUGGGUCCUCACCUUCCCUCCUUCUUUCCCUGGCACAUUCUGUUUGAGUUCUCCAAGGCCUGAGGGAGGCCCUGCCAGGUGGGAAGCUGCAAAAGCCAUUCCAGGUGAAUCAGACCUACAGUGCAUUUGCAUUCCAGGGAUCAUUUUGUGCAGGAUUCUACUCAAAAAUGUUUAAAAUGGGAAGCUAUUCUUCAAACAAAUCGAAUGUGUAAAGCAGAUCAAAA
Messenger RNA from Molossus molossus (Pallas's mastiff bat), 1549 nucleotides. It is a transcript of the gene NT5C3B, whose product is annotated as 5'-nucleotidase, cytosolic IIIB. Gene Ontology annotation, cellular component: cytoplasm. The transcript is spliced from 8 exons. Lineage: Eukaryota; Metazoa; Chordata; Mammalia; Chiroptera; Molossidae. Bases 273 to 1148 code for a protein of 291 amino acids. Gene Ontology annotation, molecular function: 5'-nucleotidase activity; magnesium ion binding. The record is from RefSeq and is a predicted model, not a curated record.